AUGUCACGAGGCCAGCCAGCCUCCGAGAGCGCCGUCCGUGGCGGCACGGCACUGCCGCGCCGCCGACCCGCCCGCGCUAUCCCGCGCGCGCCCCUUCCCUUCUUCCAUCCAUCACGCAUGACGUGCUACGAAACGUUGAGAGCUUCGGCACCCGCCGCGGACGCCCCCAUGGCGCACCACUUCGUCAAGUGGUGGCGCAACAAGUUUAGAAAUGGAUAUAAAAAAUUUAGCAUCGGCACCGAGGGUGAGCGCACCGACACUGAAGAGUUGGUGGGGCGAGCGGCGUCGCAGUGCUCCGCCCCGCCGGAUCUUCUGCCGAGCGAGGCCCGUGCGUUGCUCCAACCCGUCACGCCACCGCCCGUGCCGGCCAGGGCACAUGAACAUCCCAGGGUACCGUCACCCCGAGCGGCCGAUGUGCAAGACGACAAACAGCCAAGGCUUCGCUUCGAGGAGCUGACGUGCGACGUUGAACUGAAGCAUCCCGAGCCGUCUAAACAACAGCCGCUUCAGUUCUCCUUCACAUUGUACGACCUCGACGGCCACGGUCGCAUGACUAAGGAUGACAUAGCGGGCAUAGUGUCAACGAUAUACGAGUCGAUCGGCAAGUCGGUGACAGUUCCGCACUACGGGUCGAAGACCAUCCAAGUGCGGCUGACGGUCGUACCCGACGCCGGGAGGGGGCGUAGCGAGCGCGAGAGGCGGGAGGGCAGGCGGCGCCGGGGUCGUGAACAGGGCGCGAGCAACGAAUGCGACCAUAGCGACGACGAGUUUGGCAGGCUGUCCUUCGACGACGACUCUUCAAAGUCCUCGUGCUCGGAGAAGAGGCCGCAGCGGCCCACGCCCCGGCCCAAGCACCGACCCCCGCGCAGGGAGCACCGCGACCACAAGCACCCCAAGAAACGCUCCGGCAGCCUCCAGAGGCGCGAGCUCCUCGAGAUCAUCCAGGCCAACAUGGAGAAGAACCACCUGAACUUUCAGACCACGAGAAAGCCGAGCGAUCCUGUUGCCAGCGAGGAGUCCGCACACAGGCGGCACAAGCACCGCGACCGCUCGCACACGGUGGGGGGGAGGCCGUGCGCGUACCAGCCGCCCGGCAGCCCGGACGCGGCCGGCGGCGACUCCAACCUGUGCCGCUACGACCGCUACCUGCACGCGGUCAUAUGCUCCUCCGCCCGCCACGCCAACACCGGCUACCACCAGCGGCAGGCGCAGCCGCAGCGGACGAGGGCGCACGCGAACAAACGCUCGCGCUCGCACGACCUCCCCGGCCAGAAGCCCCCGCAGCCGCGCGUGUUGCAGAUCAUAUUUUUA
Molecule: messenger RNA, 1311 nt
Organism: Iphiclides podalirius (scarce swallowtail)
Lineage: Eukaryota; Metazoa; Arthropoda; Insecta; Lepidoptera; Papilionidae
Source: the annotation of a GenBank genome assembly